UAGAGAGUGGUCAAUUAUCCGAGACAACAAAUCUGAUGUACUCAGCGAUAUUGCGAUCAAAAUUGAGAACGAAGACUCAGAUUCCAUGGCUGCUCCAUGGAUCACUCCAGAUCGAACGACCAUUAUUUAUAUAUACAAUCAGGUCUUCAGCGCGUUCUAUAACGUUGCGAUAAACAUCCCAACCACCAACAUUGCGGCCUCAAUCAACCACUCAGAGCAACUCACCAAGAUUGCCGAUGAUUUAGGCUGUCUAGAGAAACUCCCGAACUUAACUUCCCAGAUGAACGCAACGCUCUUCCAGCACCGUCAUACACUCUUCCGUGCAAUCAAAAAUGAUCCCGCACGAUGGCUUCUUCUAUCUCUCUCACUGAAAAACGAAUCUAUCUACAAAGAGUCCCUGAUCCACAUGUGUGGUGCCCACCCCUGCUGGCCCUGGCCUACACCGCGCUCCAGCCUACCCGAAGGAAUCCGUCACUUGAUCACUAUGAAAAGCUUCAAACUGGAUCAACGAUGCGCCGAAGUUGAGCGCGAGCUCCUUCUCUUAACGAUCCACAUCGGCCGCGGCACCAACAACCACGCCGUCUCCCCCUUGACAAACUCAGAAUUCGAUACCUGGUUCAUAGUCUCGAUGUUCCGCUCCAUCGUUGGCCAGGAACUCAACAGCCUAGACAAAAAUCGUAAGAAACCUCUCUUACGUGGUAACAUGUUCCGGAAGAUCAAGAAGGGAGAAGGGUACAUGCCAUGCGAAGAUGUGAGACGCAUGAUGGAACAGGUUAUGCCGUCUGCGGUGCAGAAUUUGAGUGAGGAUCUGGCGAUGCUGAAGAGGGAGGCGAGUAUCUAUGUGGAGGACUUGGCGCGAAAUGAGUGUUUGCUUGAUGUCGAGGCGCAGAAGGUGGGGUGGCUGACUUGUGUCAGAAUCGAGAAGGAGGAUAUACCUUGGAGGACUGGGGGUGAGUAUCAUUGCCGCUGAGCAAGCUGAAUGGAGUUGAAACCUGGAUGUUACCUCUGCGUAUAAGAGUGCCACCUGGGGCGGUUGGAGCACGCUGGGGGUUGUGAGCAUGGCGAGGUGGAAAAGAACCUGCUGUCCUCCCAGUUAUACGCUCGUGCUGAAAAGGUGCCCUGAAGGUAUGCACCUACGAUACGACACGAGUAUUCUAACAGG
Molecule: messenger RNA, 1162 nt
Organism: Alternaria alternata
Lineage: Eukaryota; Fungi; Ascomycota; Dothideomycetes; Pleosporales; Pleosporaceae
Exons: 1
Coding region: 86-970 (294 amino acids)
Source: RefSeq, a predicted model, not a curated record